UUCUACAAGCUUCGGUUAUCAAUUUAAUGUCUCCUAUUUAAGCAAAUUAAUAAGCUUUCAAUUUUUGAACUGAAGUACCUAGAAGCUUGGAAGUCAUGGCAGCAACAUUAAUGGCAGCCACAGCUAGCUCUGGCACUGUCCUUAAAUCAACCCCUUUCCUUGGUCAAACUAGGGGAUCCAACGCUAACCCUCUUAGAGAUGUUGUCUCUAUGGGAACUGGGAAAUACACCAUGGGAAAUGAAUUGUGGUAUGGACCAGACAGAGUGAAAUACUUGGGACCCUUUUCAGCUCAGACACCUUCGUACUUGACUGGAGAGUUCCCAGGAGACUAUGGUUGGGACACUGCUGGUUUGUCUGCUGAUCCUGAAGCAUUUGCCAGGAACAGGGCUCUUGAGGUUAUCCAUGGACGUUGGGCUAUGCUGGGAGCACUAGGGUGCAUCACCCCAGAAGUGCUAGAAAAGUGGGUCAGAGUGGACUUCAAGGAGCCAGUUUGGUUCAAAGCAGGAGCACAAAUUUUCUCCGAAGGCGGCCUCGACUACUUGGGCAACCCAAAUCUAGUCCAUGCACAGAGCAUCCUGGCAGUUCUUGGAUUCCAAGUUGUCCUCAUGGGCCUCGUCGAGGGCUUCCGCAUCAACGGCCUCCCCGGCGUGGGCCAGGGCAACGACCUCUAUCCUGGGGGACAGUACUUUGACCCUCUUGGACUUGCCGACGACCCUGUCACUUUCGCUGAGCUCAAGGUGAAGGAGAUCAAGAAUGGAAGGUUGGCUAUGUUCUCCAUGUUUGGUUUCUUUGUGCAAGCCAUUGUCACUGGGAAAGGACCACUUGAGAACCUUUUGGAUCACCUUGAUAACCCUGUGGCUAACAAUGCUUGGGUCUAUGCCACCAAGUUUGUGCCUGGUUCUUGAUACCCCUGUAUGCUUAAUGUGUAUGUAUCAUGUGACAUGGAAAUUAAAUUUGUAGAUUAUUAUCAUUA
Messenger RNA from Arachis duranensis, 973 nucleotides. Its product is annotated as chlorophyll a-b binding protein 13, chloroplastic. Gene Ontology annotation, biological process: response to light stimulus; photosynthesis, light harvesting in photosystem I. Gene Ontology annotation, cellular component: plastoglobule; chloroplast thylakoid membrane; chloroplast envelope. The coding region runs from base 96 to 905 and encodes 269 amino acids. The record is from RefSeq and is a predicted model, not a curated record. NCBI's taxonomy places the organism in Eukaryota, Viridiplantae, Streptophyta, Magnoliopsida, Fabales, Fabaceae. The transcript is spliced from 3 exons.